AUGGUGCGAGGUAUCGAUCAUCUCAGAGACCCGCGUCUUAAUAAGGGUCUCGCAUUUACACUAGAGGAGCGCCAAGCCCUUGGCAUUCAUGGCCUUUUGGCGGCCAAGUUUAAAAGUCAGGAGGAGCAACUGGACAUCUGUAGAAUAUCAAUAGACCGUUAUGAGGACAAUUUGAAUAAAUACCUUUACCUCAUCGAGUUACAGGAUAGAAAUGAGAAGUUGUUCUUCAGACUACUUUCGGAGAAUGUCGAGAAGUAUCUGCCAAUUGUUUAUACGCCAACAGUGGGCUUGGCUUGUCAAAGAUUUGGGCUCAUCUAUAGAAGACCUAGAGGUCUUUUUAUCACUAUUAAUGAUAAAGGACACAUAUUUAAUAUACUUAAAAAUUGGCCGGAGCCUGAUGUUAGAGCGAUAGUGUUCACCGAUGGUGAAAGGAUCUUGGGUCUUGGCGAUUUGGGAGCGUACGGGAUGGGCAUACCUGUGGGCAAGCUUUCGUUGUAUACCGCAUUGGCCGGAAUAAAACCUCACCAGUGUUUGCCCAUCACUUUGGAUGUUGGUACGGAUAAUCAGGACUUACUAGAAGAUCCCUUAUACAUUGGUCUGCGGCAGCGACGUGUAAGAGGAAAGGAGUACGACGAGUUUAUUGAUGAGUUCAUGGAAGCAUGCGUGCAGAGAUACGGACAGAACACGCUUUUGCAAUUCGAGGACUUUGCGUUACUCAACGCAGGUCGGUUGCUCCAAAAGUACCGCAACAAGUACUGCACAUUCAAUGACGACAUCCAGGGCACCGCUAGUGUGGCCGUCGCCGGUAUGAUGGCCGCAGUAAGAGUCACGAAGAGGAAACUUGGCGAGAAUAUAUAUAUGUUCCUUGGUGCUGGUUCUGCCUCCAAUGGCAUUGCGAAUUUGAUUGUAGCAGCCAUGAUGUCCGAGGGUCUGACUGAAAGACAAGCUCGUGAACGUGUCUAUAUGUUCGAUGUGGACGGACUGCUCUCCACACGUCGUGAGGGCGGAGUACCGGAACACGCCAAGGCGUUCGGGAAGGACAUAGAGCCAGAAAAGGACUUUGAGGCGUGUGUUGCAAAAAUUAAACCUAGCUGCCUUAUUGGUUGCUCUACAGUUGGUGGUGCUUUCACUCCUAAUGUCUUGAAGCAGAUGGCGAAGAACAUUGAAAGACCGAUCAUCUUCGCUCUUUCUAACCCCACAAGCAAAGCAGAAUGUACGGCGCAGGACGCUUACGACCAUACUGAAGGUCGUUGUAUCUUUGCAUCGGGCUCUCCGUUCCCGCCGGUGCAGCACAACGGCAAGGAAUACUACACGGGACAAGGCAACAACUCGUAUAUAUUUCCCGGCAUUGCACUUGGAGUUAUAGCGACCGCGACACAUCAUAUACCCGAGACCAUGUUCCUGACCGCCGCUAGGACUCUGGCAAACUAUGUGAGCGAAUCAGACUUGGCUAUUGGUCGUAUUUAUCCCUCGCUGGCGGAAGUUAAGGAUGUAUCGCUCGCUAUUGCGAUAGAGGUUGCUAAGAUGGCGUACGACGAGGGUCUUGCCUCUGUGUAUCCCGAGCCGAAAGACAUCACGAAACAUAUAGAAAAUCAAAUGUACAAUUAUAAUUACGAGAGCUCCAUGCCAGUCGUAUGGGACUGGAAGCCAGAGGAGAAAUUCAAUGUGAGACCCAUACAACCAGUACCUAAAAAUAUUUAA
Molecule: messenger RNA, 1701 nt
Organism: Parnassius apollo (apollo)
Lineage: Eukaryota; Metazoa; Arthropoda; Insecta; Lepidoptera; Papilionidae
Source: the annotation of a GenBank genome assembly